UCAGAUGAAAACAAUGUGUAUUCAUUUGUUUUUUUUUUCAUUGUGGUAUGAAUCUCUAUUGAAUUGUGACUUUGAAUGUCAAAGCUUACGCUUGUGACAUUUUAAGCUGGCAACAAUUUUCAAAAUGCUUUUUGGUGAUAGUCAAGGAGAAAAUAUGGAAUUGCACUUGUAAGGAGCAAGUUCACCUGUUAACUGCAAUCUGAUCAGGCACUAUUUUUUACUGUUUCUGAAGGUUUUCUGUCUCGCUAGCGAGUCUGGUCAAGACUGGGUGAAGCAAAUAGGAAAUGGCAAGAAAUAUGGGUCAUCUCUUGAAAUCGUUGAUUGAGCUUCCAGUAUCCAAAGUUGGUUUUUCAAAGAACUCAGCUAGUCGACUCAUUUGUUCUUCAACUCAAGGAGGGCAAAUCAAACAGGAUCAUCCUGGAGAGCAUGAUGCUCGUACUUUGGAUGAGAAGGAGAAGGUUGAUAACAAAAAUGAAGGGAAUCUUGAAGUUGAGGACGACAGUGAUGAAGAGGAUACUUCUAAUGUUAACAAAAAGACUGGUGAGAUUGGAGGCCCUAAAGGUCCUGAGCCCACCCGCUAUGGUGAUUGGGAGCGUGGUGGUCGCUGCUCUGAUUUCUAAUCUUCUUUUCAGCUUUUGAUUCAACCUGUCGUCUUACAGGUAAUGCGUUGCCUAUCCGAUAUGUAGGAGACAAAUACUAAUAAUGUAGGUGCUAGUCAAAUAGUGAUAUUAUUUUUCGAAGUUCUUUUUUUUCUUCUGAUGCUUGAAUAGUGCAAUGAACAUUGAAUAAGAGCAGCUGUUACAUGAUUGUACAACGCGUGAUAUAAUAUAGGUAAAAUGGUCUUGUUAAUUACGAAUUACUGUCUCUAAAUGAUAGCGGCUUUUAGAGGAUUA
Solanum verrucosum is the source of this 893-nucleotide messenger RNA. RefSeq lists its product as uncharacterized. The transcript has a single exon. The coding region runs from base 285 to 620 and encodes 111 amino acids. The record is from RefSeq and is a predicted model, not a curated record. Gene Ontology annotation, cellular component: mitochondrion. Lineage: Eukaryota; Viridiplantae; Streptophyta; Magnoliopsida; Solanales; Solanaceae. Gene Ontology annotation, biological process: mitochondrial respiratory chain complex II assembly.